AUGAAACUUUUUGUCGGACUCAUUGUUGCUAUCCACGCCAAGGCGCGAUCUCACAACAUCUGCAGCUGGGAGUGCGACAAGAUCCACGAAGCCGACCUUGAAAUGUGUGCGCCCUUGUACGACCCUCUUGAUGAACUGAACGAGGCUUACAACCAGUGCCGAGCCGAAGCCGACGAAAAGCACAAUAUCUGCAAGGAUCCCUGCAACCAGUGCCACAUCGACUGCAACGACAAGCACCACGAGGAUAAACUCAAGUGCAACGAGAUCACCGACCACUCUGAACACCAGAAAUGCGUCCACGACGCCAACGACGCUCACAAAGAGUGCAACAGCACCUGCCACUGCAUUGACUCCUGCGAACAUCGAUACAUCCAGGAGCACCAUCGAUGUGAUGGUGUCGCUGCAGAUCCAGCUCUCGAGCAGCUCUGCAGAGACAACGCCUGGGAACUUUUGGACGAUUGCUUGAAGACCAACUGCGGCUCCUUCGCCACCAGUACCACUCAGGCGCCAAUCACCACCACCCCAGAAGGCAGCGGAGAAGGCAGCGGAGAUAUGUUCGAAGGCGACGAAUCUCUCUUCUUGUAA
Oikopleura dioica is the source of this 585-nucleotide messenger RNA. The record is from the annotation of a GenBank genome assembly. NCBI's taxonomy places the organism in Eukaryota, Metazoa, Chordata, Appendicularia, Copelata, Oikopleuridae.